CUUAAAGAAUUGAUACAUAUGAGAACAGAACGGGUGUGGGAUGUGAUGGAGCUAUAGAACUGGUGCUGCACUUGUUAAUUUGAAACUUCGUCCCUUCAUCCAUUCUUCAUCUCUGUCAUGUUCUAGCAUGGAUCUAAGGACAUGGAUUUGCACAGCUCAGUCGAAACACCUCAUAAAAUGGAGCCUAAUGCUCCUGUAUGUGUUGGUAAAGAAGAGGAAAUAAAACAGUCACAAAGAAUAAUAGCCAGUGUCCAUGACAGAGAAGUUGUCAUUUUCUACCAUGAAGGGAAAUUUUAUGCUAUGGACUGUGGUUGCUACCAUGCAGGAGGUCCUUUACAUCUUGGAGAGAUAGAGGAUAUCAAUGGACAGCCUUGCAUUAUUUGCCCUUGGCACAAGUAUAAAAUUACUUUGGCAACAGGAGAAGGAUUAUAUCAAGCAAUAAACCCUACAGCUCCAUCCCCAACACCAAAAUGGCGAUCAAAGGGGAUAAAGCAAAGGACUCACAAGGUUACUGUAGACAAUGGAAAGGUUUAUGUUACUCCUUCUGACUUAUCUAUCAGGUGUGACUCUGAUUACUAUGCUGACAAGUACAAAAAAACUGGAAGUUCUGAUAUGAAAAAAUAAUGCACAUUCUGAACUUCAAAAUCAGUGGCCAUAAUGCAAAA
Molecule: messenger RNA, 665 nt
Organism: Pelodiscus sinensis (Chinese soft-shelled turtle)
Lineage: Eukaryota; Metazoa; Chordata; Testudines; Trionychidae
Gene: RFESD
Product: Rieske Fe-S domain containing
Molecular function (GO): 2 iron, 2 sulfur cluster binding
Source: RefSeq, a predicted model, not a curated record